GUGCUGCUCGGUUGAAGCGGAGCAUCCUCCUCUGCUGCAGCCCGAUUGGUCGCUCGGAGCCUCCACCGGCUUCUCAUUGGUCGCACCUGCCGGGGUCCUGACGCUGGAGUAGGCUGCAUCAGAUAGUGUCCAAUAAUCCAGUAAUAACAAAACACCGACGCGUCUGACUGACAGACAGCAGCUCAGCCUCAAAAAAAAAAAAAAGAGACACAUCAGAGCAGCUUCAGUCUGUUUGACAAAGUCACCUGGAAAAAAAUCCUGUUUUUUUUGUUUUAGUCCAGCUUGCAAUGCGUCGUUUCGGCCGCUUUCACUGACACUAGUGAGUUCCCAGCCUCUGUGGUCCCCACCUGCCCGUCAGCUGCCAUCCUAAAAGGCUCCGACAUGCUGCGAGAGAGCUCCAAGGCGUGGAGCAACGGCUCCGAGGCCUACAGCAGCGAUCCCGAGGAGGAUGAGGAGGAGGAAGAGGACAUGGUGUUUGGGGAGACGGACCAGGACGGCAUGGCGGAGGAGAUGAUGGAUCUGAGCGACCUCCCCACGGCGCUCUUUGCGUGCAGCGUCCAUGAAACCGUGUUCGAAGACGACGUACACAGGGAGAGGUUCGAGGCGUUGUUUAGGAGCUACGAUGAACAGACGACUUUCCAGAUGUUCAAAAGCUUCCGGAGAGUCCGGAUCAACUUCAGCACCCCAGAGGCCGCUGCCCGCGCUCGCAUCGAGCUGCACGAGACCGAGUUCAGCGGCAAGAAGCUCAAACUCUACUUUGCCCAAGUCCAGAAUGGCGACGAGGACAUUGACAAGUCGUACCUGGCCCCUCCCCAGCCCACCAAACAGUUUCUGAUCUCACCGCCCGCCUCGCCACCCGUGGGCUGGAGCCAGAGCGAAGACGCUACGCCCGUCAUCAACUACGACCUGCUGUGUGCAGUAGCCAAGCUCGGACCUGGUGAAAAGUACGAGCUCCACGCGGGCACAGAGUCCACCCCCAGCGUGGUCGUCCACGUGUGCGAGAGCGAUGCGGAGGAGGACGAGGCGGCGCGGCCAAAGCAGCAGAUCGUCCAGACCAGACGUCCCGAGGGACCCCCCAAAGUCUUCAACUAGAGAGGCCUCCCCCACCGACACCGGCGCGGCCCCCCUGACCGCCCCUUAAAAAACCCGCAACACACCUGCCCUCUCUCUCUCGUCUCUGCACUCACGGAGAGCGUCGAUGCCCCUCAUUUCAGUUCAACUACAAGCAAAAACAAACCAACAAACAUUGCUCGAAGAUGGCGUUUGUGGGGAGCGCGGCGAUGGAAUGAGGCGGCUUGAAGGGGAUGGAUGAGAUUCACACACACACUCAUCACAUUCUGCGGACAGCGUGGGGAGCAGCGGGCACGCUUUGCCUCCACCCCACCGACCCCCCCCCUCCUCGUUUUCAGCAAGAGGGGGGGGGGGGGGAUACCUGUCCCAACGCAGGCACCUGUCACUUAUCACACACACUCAGCUCUCAUUGCUAGUCCUGCUCUGUAGCUUGCUAGUCAGUUAGCUUGUUAGCUUGUACCUCUCCCUUCGUCUCACAGUCGUGUGUACAAUAAUCUUUGGUUAAACAAAGACAUUUUUCUUCUUCUUUUUUUUUACAAUAAAUUGUGUUUUCAGAUUAUAUAUAGAUAUAUAUGUCUAUUUUUUCUUCUUUUUCAUCCAUUUUCAUAUCUGCUGGUUUGUCGCUUCAGCUUGCAUCAAGAUUGAGUGUGUGAUGUUCCCACUCUUGUCUGCAUGUAUAUACUGUAUUACAAAAAAGAUACGUACAGAAACACAAAUACUAACAAGAUAUAUCAAGAAAAAGGAACCUAUUUAACAUCACACACAGCACGAAGCGUCAUAGUGACUAACAAAGUUGUGGUGGCUGUUUUUUCUUUUUUUCUUUUUUCGCUCGUUUUCGCUUUUUGUCUUUUUUUUUAUUUGGAGAGGUGUUGUUUUUUGCUGAACUACUAGGUGUGUAUUCUUACAAUGUAUUUGAUACCCCGACACUUUUUUGCAUGCUUAGUUACUUCUGUAGAUGAUGAGCUGAGGUGUUUUUUAAUUGUUGUUCGUGAUGACAGGGGAAACAGUGUGACGCUUUUUGACGCAUAUCCCCGCGCAGAAUUUAAAGUGACGUCUUAGGGGGAUAAAAAGAAGCUGAAUGGGGUUUUUUUUUCCGUAAGAUUGACAGUUCAGUCUUCAACUUGAUGGCAAAUUUGCCAUUUGUCGCUUUUGUUGGGAUUCGACGGAUCAGAGACAGUUCAUCCCCCUCAUUUUUCUUCAAGGGGUUCGGGGAUGUGGAUUUUUUUUUUUUGUUUUUCUGAUUCUGUUUGUUGUAAUUCACAUCUCUAAUGUCUUGUUUGAUCAAACCCACUUUCUACGUGUCAGGCUUUCUUCUGAAACCUACGACUGCUUGUUUUGCACUGAGUAUCUCUCGAUAUCUCCGAGCAGUUGCGGAGCUCUCGACCGUCAGAAUACUGCGCUGCUUCUCGCUGUAAAUAGCCGAGCGGUAGAUUUGUGGAAAUAGUCCUUUUAGAUUUUGUAGUUUUUGCUGAGAAAAGGGAAAAUUAGGUAGCCUCAUGAGAUAUCAACCAAAGCAUUCACUCACCCAUGUUGUCAUGAUAACAUACAUUUUUCUCACUCAGAGACACUGAUGUUAAAGUGAAGAAAGGAAUCAUAUUUUCCCAACUUUUUAUUGCAUUAUUUUUAAUUUUAUAUAAGCACAUAUUCUUUUUUUUCAUCUAGUUCAGUGGAACAAAUCUCGACUUAAAAAAAAUCAUAAAUAUUUUUCCCUUUUUUUUUUAUUAAUUCUCCCCACAUCCUGUAUCAUAUCAGUGUUUCACCUCCUCAGUUAUUUAAUGAAAUCUUUCAGCGCUUUAGAAAGCAGCAUGAACAAAUGUUCCUAACAGGGCUUUUUGGGUGUCAGCGGUGAGUCUAAACCUUAUUUGUCAUUUGGCAGCAUGAAAUCUAAAAAUACCUUUUUGCUAUAUAACAAUAUUAGUACGCAAAAGACAAGUCCGUCUGCAUGUGAGCACUUUAUCGUCAGUGUUUUGUUUGUUUCCUUCACAUAAAAUAGUCCUUCUUGAGACAAAGUAGGAAGCACAUUACAUUUCUUCUCUGUUUCUUUAUUGUGUUUUUCUUUUCUUUUAUCUCAAGCUGAACACCUGGUUAGCCUUUUCACCAGCAUAUUGCAGUGAGUGAAACACUCCACUUCCUUUUUGCUAGUGUGAACCUUGAAGAAUUUCAGGCCUUUUUUUGGAUCUAUGGGAGUGUACCACUUGUAAAGGUGUAGACAUGCAGUGCAGUUAUAGGUUUUAAAUGAGGCAGGAUGACACUGCAGAGCAAAAUCAAUGUCUUUGUUUUUCGUGUUUGUCCGCAAGAAACAUUCAUCUUAUCUGCUGAGAAAGUUCUUAGAAAUGUUGGCAGAGUGCAGUUUUAUUGGCACUACAGUAUAGCUGUCGCGGUUAUCUAAGCAGACAGAAGAUUGGUGGCAUUUAUUAUGAUAAAGACGAAGCGGCAGAGCAGGAGGAAGACACUCGUGACGAUUUUUUUACUCUCUGUGGUCAUGGUGUUUAAAACCGGGUGCAUUUUGGUCACAGUUGAAAUGAAAAUGUAUAUUUAUGUACAUAUGCCAAGUGUUUUUGUUUCGUUGCUGAGGCCAGUCCCAGUGUGCAGUUUGUUACAGCUUCUCUUGGCAAUGUUGUAAUGGAGAAAAAAAAAAAAUACAAAAAUGUGUAACAAUAAGUCCUGAAGAUGCUCGAUCAAAAACCAACUGUCAUUGUGUUGUGUUCGACAUGGACUCUGUUUGAAUGUUUCUUUUAUUUCUGGGGAACGUCUACUAAAAAGGUCAAUAAUACCGUUUGUCACUGUUGUACUGUUUCUGUUGGAAUAUGAAUAUUGUGUCUUGUAUUGUAGGAAUCCAGAAAAACAAAGUAGCAAAACAAGCAAUAAUUUACAGUUCUAUAAUACCGGUAUGUGUAUUUUCAUGUUCUGUACUUAUUUCUCAGAGAUGGUCUCUGUCUCUUACAGUAUCCGCUUCUAUUUGUGUAGUAUAAUAGCCAUUUGUUUCACAUAGAGAAAUACAUAAAGACUUAUUCUUAAAAGC
Sebastes umbrosus (honeycomb rockfish) is the source of this 4093-nucleotide messenger RNA. It is a transcript of the gene rcan3, whose product is annotated as regulator of calcineurin 3. Gene Ontology annotation, molecular function: nucleic acid binding; calcium-dependent protein serine/threonine phosphatase regulator activity. Gene Ontology annotation, biological process: calcium-mediated signaling. The coding region runs from base 382 to 1092 and encodes 236 amino acids. The transcript has 5 exons. Gene Ontology annotation, cellular component: cytoplasm; nucleus. NCBI's taxonomy places the organism in Eukaryota, Metazoa, Chordata, Actinopteri, Perciformes, Sebastidae. The record is from RefSeq and is a predicted model, not a curated record.